CGAAGUUGUGUGCGACAGUAACGUGGAGAUCUGUUUUUAUUAAGUCAGUAAGUCCAAAAUCACUCGUUUUUAUUCAAAUGGCUGCUAAAAGCCAAAUAUGCUCAAUAUGGCUUGGAUCCGAAACUGGAAUAUUAAAAGGGGUGAGUUUAACCAAAAAGCAGGCGUUUAAUUUUUGUGAGAUGAGCUGCUUGAGUCGAGAUCAGGAGGUUUGUGUGAUGGCAUGGGGAGACCCUCACGAAUCAGAGGUGUUAGUGGGCAGCGUGAACGGCACUGUGAAAACUUUCAGCACAGAUAAGGGAAUCUUCACUGCCACCAGAGAGUGUGGAGAUCAUUCACAGGGCAGAUUCACAGGACUGGCUGUCACUGACAGUUCUAUGAUUACAUGUGUGGAGUCAGGACUGCUGAAGGUGUGGAAGGAAGGCAGUACAGAAACAGUUGAGGUAAAUGUUGGAAAUGAAAUUUGCAGAAUGCGACAGAACCCAUCACAGCGCCAUCAUGUGGCUACAGGGGGUAAAGAGAACCCGCUGAAAGUCUGGGAUCUGGAAAGACCAGAUAAGCCCAUAUUCACAGCCAAAAAUGUAGCCCAUGACUGGUUGGAUAUGCGAGUGCCCGUGUGGGUGAGAGACAUUGGCUUUAUCCCAGACUCAGAUAAAAUAGUCACAUGCACCGGACAUCAUCAGGUGCGCGUGUAUGACCCAUCGACGCCUCAGAGAAGACCGGUGUUGGAGGCUCAGUUUGGAGAGUACCCGCUCACAGCGCUCUCUCUUCCUGCCAGCCAGGACACAGUGGUCGUGGGCAACACUCACGGGGAGCUCGCCAUCCUUGACCUCCGGAAAGGGCUUGUGCGUGGGUGUCUUAAGGGUCUGGCGGGGGCAGUGCGGGGGUUGCAGUGCCAUCCUUCCCUCCCAUUGGUGGCCUCUUGUGGUUUAGAUCGUUUUCUGAGAGUACACAGCCUGGAGGACCGUUCCUUACAGCACAAGGUAUAUCUGAAGUCACGACUCAGUUGUGUGCUGCUGUCUAGCAGAGAGCUGGAGUCAAGUGCUGAUUUAAGUGGAGAUGUAGAAGAGGUGAAAGCAGAGGAAGAGAAGGAUGAGGUUUGGGAUAACAUGGAAACAGUGACGGAGAAGACAAAAAAGAGAGCCGCCCAGAAAGACGAAGCGUCUGUUACAGGAGUAGAUGGAAAGAAAAGAAAACUAGUUAAAAAGUGAUGUAAAGUCACUUCUAAUAGACAUUUUUAUCAUUUUAUAAACAGCUUGUCAUGUCAUGUGUAAAACUGUAUCAGCAGUGGCAAAGAACCGUGACCAUGUUUGAUAUGAACAUAGAGAUGAACUCAAAAGUUUACAUACACUUUGCAGAACCUACAAAAUGUUAAUUAUUUUACCAAAACAAGAGGGAUCAUACAAUAUGCAAGUUAUUUUUUUUUUUAAUUAAGUACUGACCUGAAGAAGAUAUAUUCACAUAAAAGACAUUUAUAUAUAGUCUACAAGAGAAAAUAAUAGGUGAAAUUUUUAAUUUGAAGAUCAGGGUAAAUUUAACUUACUUUGUCUUCUGGGGAACAUGUAAAUAUGUUCUGUAGCUUCUGAAGGGCAGUACUAAAUGGAAAAAAAUAUGAUAUUUAGGCAAAAUAAGAAAAAUGCACAUAUUCAUUCCGUUCAAAAGUUUUCACCCCCCGGCUCUUAAUGCAUUGUGUUUCCUUCCAAAGCAUCAGUGAGUGUUUGAACCUCCUGUAAUAGUUGCGUAUGAGUCCCUCAGUUGUCCUCAGUGUGAAAAAGAUGGAUCUCAAAAUCAUACAGUCAUUGUUGGAAAGGGUUCAAGUACACAAAAUGCUGAAGAACUGUGGGCAGUUUAACUGUUCAGGACAAACAAGGGACUCAUAAACAACUAUCACUAAACAAAAAACAGUAUUAAGAAUCAAGUGUAUGUAAACUUUUAAACAGGGUAAUUUUUAUAAAUUCAACACCUAUUUUUCUUGUAGACUGUGUAAAUGUCUUUUAUGUGAAAUAUCUUAUUCAUGUCAGUACUGAAAACAACAAGCAUUUUGUAUGAUCCCUCUUAAAUAAUGAACAUUUUGUAGAUUCCGCAAGGUGUGUGUAAACUUUUGACUUCAACUGUAUAAUAAUAGGUAAAAUUCAUUAUUUUGGCCCAUGAAGUGAAUUUGAACAUGGAAUGUAAUAUUUAUAUUACAUGUGAAAUGUAUAAAAAUGUUAAAAACUCUUCUUAACUGGAACAAUUAACCAGUUUGUUAAAAAAAAACACAGUUUGUCUUAUUAAUAACUGUAUUUAUGUGUUAAACAAGAAGAACAGUCUGUUUAUUAUAAUCACAGAAUCUUUCAGAAAUAUCUUAGUUUUCUGACAUGUGGAGCUUUGCUCCUAUUUCAAAUUAUUAGGUUCUGUUUCAUUUGAAAAUGUACUCUACAAUACUACUUUAUAUGAAAUUAAAUUCUUUCCCAAGGCCUA
Messenger RNA from Labeo rohita (rohu), 2457 nucleotides. RefSeq names its product WD repeat domain 74 (gene wdr74). Gene Ontology annotation, cellular component: preribosome, large subunit precursor; nucleolus. Lineage: Eukaryota; Metazoa; Chordata; Actinopteri; Cypriniformes; Cyprinidae. Bases 78 to 1208 code for a protein of 376 amino acids. The record is from RefSeq and is a predicted model, not a curated record. Gene Ontology annotation, biological process: ribosomal large subunit biogenesis. Gene Ontology annotation, molecular function: protein binding. The transcript has 10 exons.